Diaporthe batatas is the source of this 1391-nucleotide messenger RNA. RefSeq lists its product as uncharacterized. The record is from RefSeq and is a predicted model, not a curated record. The coding region runs from base 125 to 1186 and encodes 353 amino acids. Lineage: Eukaryota; Fungi; Ascomycota; Sordariomycetes; Diaporthales; Diaporthaceae. The transcript is spliced from 2 exons.
GGCAUCCGUUCAAACUGUUGUUGGCACGGGGAUUCUGCCUGGCGGGAUUUAGGCAGAUUGCACUAAACACCACGGUCGCCUGGGCGCUAUUCCCCUUUAAAGCUAACUGCCUGCCCUUCUGUAUAUGAUAAAACGGGUGAGAUUUUCCUUCACGGGAUACAAAAUAUACGAGUCGAAAAUGCUUCAGGGCACACUCCGAAGACUCAAUCCUCUCUCUCUACGCGUGGCCACGUCAACGGUGAGGCUGCGACAGACUGCUUUAAAAGGCACAAUCAUCCAUACAAGAACAAAGACAGACUCAAUCAUGGCUCGUCUUCCGAGAUACGUGGUUGACUCUCCUUUGGGCGGCAGAGUUGACCUCGGCAAUUUAGUCGGGUCUGAAUCCACAGGGACAGAAAAUGCCACCGAGGAUUACUGGCCACGGAUUCCUCCGAGCUAUGGCCCACCCCCGGCGCAUCUAGAAGAUGCAGUCAAGGAAGUUGGCUAUAUCUGUCUUCUCCUGUCUAAGACCACCGCCCCCGACAACGGCACUGGAGAUGUCAGCUGCAUUUCAAAGCUUCUGGCCUCGCUGGAGACCCGCCACGACAUCACGAAGCUCGUCCUGGAGUACACUGAGUACGAGCGCGCCCUCCGCCACCUCGAGGAUUUUGUGAAAGACACUCCCGAGAUCGAUACCCUGAACAUCGGCCCUCGCGCGACCGCCCUCAAGCAGCACUGGGCAAACAUUCGCGCACAAGACGAGAGUAGUGGCCCGCAGGACGUCGCCUACCCACCCUUACUGUGGCCCGCGCCGAACGCCAUGAGCCUGAAGGUGGAAUUCACUGCCAAAGGGAAGGAAGAGGCGAAGAAAUACUAUCGCGCUCUGAAGACGGAGCGGGAGUACUACUACCGCUGCUUCCAAGCCUCGCCUCCCAUGCCCAUGGGAUGGGCGCCCAAGGACGAGGACGCGUGGGCGAAGACGGCCCGCGAUAAGGUCGAGUCUGGCGACUUGUUUCACAGCCGCCAUUGGACCCCGCUAUGGGAGGGCUUUGGGCUGGCGAGCAUCGGCGUGAUGAUUGGAAUGGAGACGGCAGUAAUGACUCCUGCCGAGCUGGACGAGUAUCACGGGGCCCGCGAUGCGAUGAACGAUAUGAGUGCCUCUUUUCAGGGAAGGGGCCUUGAGCGCGAGGGGUUGUUGGCAAACUGAGAUGCGAAUCGUUUCUUAUCCUUCUUUAAACUAGUUUCUACGAUUUAGAAUCGUCAGUUACCGAUGUUGAUUCUUCCAUUGUGAGCUCUCUAUGGUUAAAUUUGCCUUUGAGCCGAGUCACGGAGGAUUCGACAGGCUGAGAAAUAGUAUGCCUUAAAUAUUGACGCCUGGAGAACCUUGAAUGAUCAAUGAUUCAUCAAACAAA